AUGCCGUUGGCGGUAAUGAAUCAAGAAACAAGUCAAGUCCAUAACAACGGCAACCCACAAACCGAGGAAAAUUACAUUUUUGAAGAAAGUAAUAGAACUCGUAUAGUAGCACUCGCGGUGCGAGAAGCUUGUUAUGUGGCAAAUUAUCAUAAGCAACAUGAUUGGGACUCUGCUUGUCAACUCAUUUUUCACAAUAAAUUGUUGACUUUCUCCGAAAAAGCUAUGAUCAUUACUCUAUUUCAAUGUAAACAAUGUAAAUAA
Messenger RNA from Funneliformis mosseae, 261 nucleotides. The record is from the annotation of a GenBank genome assembly. Lineage: Eukaryota; Fungi; Glomeromycota; Glomeromycetes; Glomerales; Glomeraceae.